Messenger RNA from Rotaria sp. Silwood1, 867 nucleotides. The record is from the annotation of a GenBank genome assembly. NCBI's taxonomy places the organism in Eukaryota, Metazoa, Rotifera, Eurotatoria, Philodinida, Philodinidae.
AUGGGCGCAUUUCUCGCACAACCAACAUCACAUUCCCAUACUCCACAAUCCGAUCGUGUUCCAGCUAUCCAAUUAAAAAAUGAUAUGAAAGUUUGUGCUGUGAUAACAGAUGAACCAACCAGCUCAAUUCUUCAUUCGGCCUUACGUACAUAUCCACUAAGUGCCGCUGGUGAACUUCCAAGCAAUGAAGCACUUAUGCUAAUGAUUCGAAGACAAUGUACUGUUGAAACAGUCGACGUCGAUGGUCGUUUACCAGAAAAAUUAAGAAAAACCUAUUGUUAUGAAGAUUUCAUCUUGCACGAAGACAAGAAUUUAAUUAUAUUUACAACAAAAACUAAUUUAUCUAUUCUCAAGCAAAACAAACAUUGGUUCGCUGAUGGAACAUUCAAAGUGUGUUCCAACGAUUAUUAUCAACUCUUCACAUUACAUGCGAUGAUGACCAAUGCUAUUAUUCCUCUCGUCUAUGCGUUAUUAAUUGAUCAAGUUAUAACUGGCUUCGACUUAAUUUGUGAUCAAUUCGACGAUGACGCCGACGAUUUACUCGAUUAUUUUGAAAAAACAUGGAUUGAAACUGGUCGAAAGAAGCCCCAAUUCGAUUAUAAAUUAUGGAAUGUUUAUGAUGGUGUCAUCGCUACGGCACCGCGAUCCAAUAAUUCGGUAGAAGGCUGGCACAAUGCAUUCGCUAAUCGUGUCGCAAUAAGACUUUUUUCAAUUGGUGAUCCAUUACUUGAAAUAAAUAAUAUUCAUAUGCAAUCCAAAUAUCGUACACUUGAUGAAAUUUUUCAAUUAAUUGAUUCACUCCAUGGAUCCAUUUCAUUUCUUCUUUUACCAACUUCAGAUGAAACAAAUCAUGAAAUGAAUAAUUGA